This is a messenger RNA of Trypanosoma grayi, 546 nucleotides long. RefSeq lists its product as hypothetical. Lineage: Eukaryota; Euglenozoa; Kinetoplastea; Trypanosomatida; Trypanosomatidae. The transcript has a single exon. The record is from RefSeq and is a predicted model, not a curated record. Gene Ontology annotation, molecular function: ribonucleoside triphosphate phosphatase activity. Gene Ontology annotation, biological process: thiamine metabolic process. Bases 1 to 546 code for a protein of 181 amino acids.
AUGAUCGUAUGGGCUGUAGGUACCACCAAUAAGGCGAAGGUUGAGUGUGUUGCUACAGCCGUUCGUACUUGCUUCCCGGAUAAGCAGCAUGAUGUCAGACCUGUGCCAGUGGCAUCUGCUGUUCGCGCACAGCCUAUGUCCGCAGCGGAGUCUCAGCAAGGUGCACGAUACCGCGCCAAUGAGGCUCUGCGCCUCAUUCCUGAUGCUCACUACGGGGUAGGGCUGGAAGGAGGCCUAGAGAAGAUAGAAGAACGUUGGUUUGAGUGUGGCUGGAUGUACGUGGUGGAGCGAUCGACUGGACGGCACGGGAUGGGCUCUUCCGCACGUUUUGAAAUGAGCCAGAGGCUAAUGUCUAAGAUUCUUAACGAGGGUAAGGAGCUGGCAGAGGUGAUGGACGAGCUGACAGGCCAAACAGAUGUGAGGUCUGGGCAGGGUGCAAUGGGGAUACUGACAGCUGGUUACUUGAACCGUGCUGACUGUUAUUUGCAUGGACUAUUUUUUGCACUUGCUCCAUUCCUGUCCGACCGAAAGUACUGGGAUAAGUGA